CUUCCCUGUGGUGUUUUGAACUGCCUUCCUACAGACGUCAUACAGCCCUUGAGGAAUAGUUUCUGCCUGGCGAGAUUGAAUGAUAGUUCUCAUUCACAAAGGCUUGGAGUCAGAUUUAAAGCAGGGGACGCAACGGAAAUUACAUUCACAGGUAAAACAGUGGACCCAGUGAAGUGUGGAGAGCUUUGUUCGCUCGCUGACUUCUUGGCUCCCCAGAGAAGAGUGUUUUCCUGUGGUCUCCCUGAAAUGGAACUUCCCUGACAGCUCUCCGGUGUUACGGUACUUCGCGGUCAUUUUCUUUUCCUUUCACUCUACCUGAGUACUUUUAGAGUGUUGGAAACCUUUCAACCUGUUAUUAUGGAUUUGCAAAAAAGGCAAGAUCAAGUGACUCUUUCACUGUGUUGGUUUCCCUUGUGACCAGAUGAAGAAUAGAUUUAAAAUUCAGUUCCUCCCUUGGCAAUGCAAACAGAAAAAAAAAAAAAAAAACAACUGUCACUUCCGAACUGCCUAGUGCUGGAGUAAAUUCAGUAUGAAAGAGGAAAGAACUCCUGCGUCUUAGAAGCACCCCUGUGUUCUGGAUGAGGGGCAGGAGUUGACUCUGGGAACUUUGGAUUUCUUCAAGCACCCUCUCUCGGAAUAGGAAUACAUUUAAAACCAUUUUUCGUGGAAAGACAGCAGAAAUGUAUUAAUCAGAAGACUUUUCUCUCUUUUUCUUCCUUUUUUUUUUUUUUUUUUUUUCCAAAAUGAGUAUUAUUAUGAAGCCAAGAUCCCGGUCUACAAGUUCCCUGAGGACUACAGAGGCAGUUUGUUUUGAUGUGGACAAUGGCACAUCUGCGGGACGGAGUCCCUUGGAUCCCAUGACCAGCCCAGGAUCUGGGCUAAUUCUCCAAGCAAACUUCGUCCACAGUCAACGUCGGGAGUCCUUCCUUUAUCGAUCUGACAGCGAUUAUGACCUCUCUCCAAAGUCUAUGUCCCGGAACUCCUCCAUUGCCAGUGAUAUACAUGGAGAUGACUUGAUUGUGACUCCAUUUGCUCAGGUCUUGGCCAGCCUGCGAACUGUACGAAACAACUUUGCUGCAUUAACUAAUUUGCAAGAUCGAGCACCUAGCAAAAGAUCACCCAUGUGCAACCAACCGUCAAUUAACAAAGCCACUAUAACAGAGGAGGCCUACCAGAAACUGGCCAGCGAGACCCUGGAGGAGCUGGACUGGUGUCUGGACCAGCUAGAGACCCUGCAGACCAGGCACUCCGUCAGUGAGAUGGCCUCUAACAAGUUUAAAAGGAUGCUUAAUCGAGAGCUCACCCAUCUUUCUGAAAUGAGUCGGUCUGGAAAUCAAGUGUCAGAGUAUAUAUCAAACACAUUCUUAGAUAAGCAACAUGAAGUGGAAAUUCCUUCUCCAACUCAGAAGGAAAAGGAAAAAAAGAAAAGACCAAUGUCUCAGAUCAGUGGAGUCAAGAAGUUGAUGCACAGCUCUAGUUUGACUAAUUCAAGCAUCCCGAGGUUUGGGGUUAAAACUGAACAAGAAGACGUCCUUGCCAAGGAACUAGAAGAGGUGAACAAAUGGGGUCUUCAUGUUUUCAGAAUAGCUGAGUUGUCUGGUAACCGGCCUUUGACUGUUAUCAUGCACACUAUCUUUCAGGAACGAGAUUUAUUGAAAACAUUUAAAAUUCCAGUAGACACUUUAAUUACAUACCUUAUGACCCUGGAAGACCAUUAUCAUGCUGACGUGGCCUAUCACAACAAUAUUCAUGCUGCAGAUGUUGUCCAAUCGACACAUGUGUUGUUAUCUACACCUGCUUUGGAGGCUGUGUUUACAGAUUUGGAAAUUCUUGCAGCAAUUUUUGCCAGUGCAAUACAUGAUGUAGAUCAUCCUGGUGUGUCAAAUCAGUUUCUGAUCAAUACAAACUCUGAACUUGCCUUGAUGUACAACGAUUCUUCUGUCUUGGAGAACCAUCAUUUGGCCGUGGGCUUUAAGUUGCUUCAGGAAGAAAACUGUGACAUUUUUCAGAAUUUGACCAAAAAGCAAAGACAGUCAUUAAGGAAAAUGGUCAUUGACAUCGUACUUGCAACAGACAUGUCAAAACACAUGAAUCUACUGGCUGAUUUGAAAACUAUGGUUGAAACUAAGAAAGUGACAAGUUCUGGAGUUCUUCUUCUUGAUAAUUAUUCUGAUAGGAUUCAGGUCCUCCAGAAUAUGGUGCAUUGUGCAGACCUGAGCAACCCAACAAAGCCUCUCCAGCUGUACCGCCAGUGGACAGACCGCAUAAUGGAGGAGUUCUUCCGCCAAGGAGACCGCGAGAGGGAACGGGGCAUGGAGAUAAGCCCCAUGUGUGACAAGCACAAUGCAUCUGUGGAAAAAUCACAGGUGGGCUUCAUAGACUAUAUUGUUCAUCCUCUCUGGGAGACAUGGGCAGACCUUGUACAUCCCGAUGCCCAGGACAUUUUGGACACUUUGGAGGACAAUCGUGAAUGGUACCAGAGCACAAUUCCUCAGAGCCCCUCCCCAGCACCUGAUGACCAGGAGGAGGGCCGACAGGGUCAAACCGAGAAGUUCCAGUUUGAAUUAACUUUAGAAGAAGAUGGUGAGUCAGACACCGAAAAGGACAGUGGAAGUCAGGUGGAAGAAGACACUAGUUGCAGCGACUCAAAGACUCUUUGUACUCAAGACUCAGAGUCUACUGAGAUUCCACUUGAUGACCAGGUCGAAGAAGAGGCAGUAGGGGAAGAGGAAAGCCAGCCCGAAGCCUGUGUAAUAGAUGAUUGUUCUCCUGACACGUAACAGUGCAAAAGACUUUCACGCCUUUUAUUUUUUAAGUAGAAAAAUUGUUUCCAAAGUGCAUGUCACAUGCCACAACCAUGGUCACACCUCACUGUCAUCUGCCAGGACGUUUGUUGAACAAAACUGACCUUGACUACUCAGUCUGGCGCUCAGGAAUAUUGUAACCAGUUUUUUCACCUCCAUGUCAUCAGAACAAGGGGGACAUCUUCACGAACAGCAUUUUAACAAGAUUUCAGCUUGGUGGAGCUGACAAAGCAGAGAAAAUCAACUCCAAAGUGUUUCAAGAAAGUGUGGCUCAUCAAGGCAGCCCAAAAGUUGGUAUGAUUUGGGGUUUCUUUCGUUUUAGCUGUUUGCAAUAUUUUCAGCAGAAAGAAGGCAUUACACAGAGUGAACUAAUGGAUGAAACAACAAAUGGGUCAAGAACAAGAAACGGCAUGAAUCUGUUACCAGGAGGAAGAUGAGCCACAGAAAUUGCAUAAUUUUCUAAUUUCAAGUCUUCCUGAUACAUGACUGAAUAGUGUGGUUCAGUGAGCUACACUGGCCUCUACAUUUUGUAUGAUAUGUAAAACAGAUUUUUUGUAGAGCUUACUUUUAUUAUUAAAUGUAUCGAGGUAUUAUAUUUAAAAAACUAUGUUCAGAACUUCAUCUGCCACUGGUUUUUUUCUAAGGAGUAACUUGCAAGUUUUCAGUACAAAUCUGUGCUACACUGGAUAAAUCUAAUUUACGAAUUUUACUUGCACCUUAUAGUUCACAGCAAUUAACUGAUUUGUAGUGAUUCAUUGUUUUAUAUACCAAUGACUUCCAUAUUUUAAAACAAAAACUAAUUUUAUGUUGCAGGAAACUCUUUUUGUAGGUCUUCUUUUACUUUGCGUUUUGUUUCACUCUUUUCAGAAAAGCAGAGUUGCUCUCCACUGACAUUUUUCUUCAUGGUGUGCAAAGUGAAUAUUUGUUCAGUAAUACUUUGAUGUGCAUUCUGUCUAAUGUGUCUUAAGCCUCAUGGACACUCAACAAUCAGCUGGUGUCGUCUGAAGCAAGUGAGAGAUAUAUAAAUACCCAGUAGCUAAAAUGGUCAGUCUUUUUUAGAUAUUUUCCUACUUAGUGUCUUCUGAUAACUUUUUGCUAUGUCAAUAGACCCUCAUUUCACAAGUGCAUGUCUUUGUAAUAACCCACACGUGUCAUGCUCAUUUUUAUUAUUUCCAUGGUCAGUUAUAGUAAGAAAAACUUUUUCCCUUGUGCUGCUUUAUUAUUUAGCGUGUGUUUGAACCUCUGUCCACAUUCACUAGAUAAGGUCUUGUCAAACAUAUCAUCACCAUUUUGAUUGAUGAAAAGAAACAGGUAGUCAGGUUAGAGUUAGCAUUUAUUUCUACAGCAAAGUCAUAUAUAAUGACUAGCUUUUACUCUUGAUUUACAGAAAAAAAUUAACAGCUAGGUAGGCAUUUUUAACAAUAUUAGAAUAUAUUAACCAACACCAGUACAACUGAUGCUCAUUGGUUUCUAUGAUUUCACCAUGGAUUAAGAACUAUAUGAAGAAUAUUCUUGAGAAGUGAUUUCAAGUGUAGCAACUACCCUUCCUUAAGGCGAAACAUAUAGGAAUUGCUUUAUCAGUUAUCAUUGGUUCAUAAGCAUUUCUUAUAGAAGAGAACUUUAAAUAAAUACACUGAGGGGAAGAAGUUGAUGAUGCCACUGGCACGAGAGGUUUGGUAAUACAGUGCCAUGCUAAAAUGGUGGAGAAAAAAAUAGAGAUCACUCUUGGCUGGAUUUAGCACCGAGAACUAUAUUAAAAUUUUAGAGAUUAAUUCCUGGUAUUUACCUUCAAUUGGCAUGUUGGGGGCAUUUGUUUAGUUUGGACUUUCUUCCCAUUUCAGCUCUUAAUAAAGUGUUUACCUCCUCUAUGAAGAGUUUGGAGCCCAAAUAAUCAUUUUUCAUAUUGAUAUCCAAGAAUUGACACAAAGACUAAAAGGGGUAUCUGACUAAAUGGAAAAUAAAUAAAACAGUUAAGAAAAAGUGUAGCCCUGAAAAAGAGUUAUAUUUAGGAUGUCACAGGGAGUUCUCUGGGGACUAGUAACUAAGUCACCAGCCAGAGAAAUGACCCAAGCUGAAGAUAAUUUCUAUUUUAAUGCCCUGAUAUCCACUGAUGCUUAGAACCUUUGAUAGGAAAGUGAUGUAGCUCUGAUCUUUUGCACAGAGCAGAAUAGGAAUUAACUAAUUAAUUACCAGAUUUCCAUCUUCCUCACCUGUAAAAGUCAGAGAAAGAUAACUGUCUUUCAAAUAUAGUUCUAUGUAUGGGCAAGCGGUUUCACAAGAACACUUGGAAUCUCGUUUCUGUUUUAAUUUUAUUUAUCCCUAAUGGAGGUCUAGAAGAAAAGGCAAUCAAGGUUUAUUCCUUUCCAAAAUAUUCUCAUUCCCACUUUUCCCUAAUACUUGGUAUUUCCCUCACAGAGUGCCUAGAAUCUUAAUAAUGACGAAAAAAUUUUUUAAGCAGCAAUACGUCACAAAUCCAGACCUGAAAGGGUUUAUAACUGCACUAAAAAAGAGAGGCUGUUUUUUUUUCAAUCUGUUGGUUUCGAAUGGUUCACAUAUCGUAAAGCUACCCACCGAUGGACAAUCAAAUUGUAGAAAAUGCAUAAUAUGCAAGAGACAGGGACUAAUGCACUGUACAAUCUGUUUCUCCUCUCCCUUCUUUCACCUCUCUCUCUCCUUCUCUCUUGCCCAAGUGUGCUUCAGAAUUAUACACUGCUUUAAAACAUCCUUUUACAAGUGACUUUACGUUUCCUAAAAUGCCAUAAGAAAAUGCAAUAUCUGGGUACUGUAUGGGGAAAAAAAGUCCAAGUUUGCAUAAAACUAAUACAUUUCAGCUUGCAAGUUACUAAACAUAAUAAUGCUGUUUUAAUUUUAUUAUCUUUUAUGUCGCUUAAAAUUCACAAAAAAAUAAUGUAGAUAGAACAAAUUGCAGAUAAGGAAGAAAACUUGAAUGAAAUGGAUUUCACAGAAAGCUUUAUGAUAAUUUUUGAAUGCAUUAUUUAUUUUUUGUGCCAUGCAUUUUUUUCUCACCAAAUGACCUUACCUGUAAUACAGUCUUGUUUGUCUGUUUACAACCAUGUAUUUAUUGUAAUGUACAUACUGUAAUGUUAAUUGUAAAUUAUCAGUUCUUAUUAAAACAUCACCCCACGAUGGGAUGGUGUUGAUAUAUUUGGAAACUCUUGGUGAGAGAAUGAAUGGUGUGUAUACAUACUCCUUGUACAUUUUCUUUUCUCCUGUAAUAUAGUCUUGUCACCUUAGAGCUUGUUUAUGGAAGAUUCAAGAAAACUAUAAAAUACAUAAAGAUAUAUAAAUUUAAAAAACAUAGCUGCAGGUCUUUGGUCCCAGGGCUGUGCCUUAACUUUAACCAAUAUUUUCUUCUGUUUUGCUGCAUUUGAAAGUAAGGUAGUGGUGGGUCUAGGGCUGGGCAUUUUACAUCUGAGCUUCAAAUUGAUUGGUUUUCUGGCAAUAGCUAGAUUUUAAAAAACCACAGACAACCUCUGGAAGAUUCUGAGACCUUUUUGAAAUACAAGCUCUUAAGUACUUCUUGCCAUAUAGCAGCACUGCAUAUAUGAUGAUCGUUUUCCCCAUCUGUUGAUCAAGAGCUACUUGAGUUAGUUAUGUUUAUUUUCUACUUCCAACACCACUGGGAAAAUGUAGUCUUGUCCAGUGAUUAUAAAGAGUCUUUUUGGCUUCUAGAGCAUAUAAGCAAAUAACCUUGAUUUGAAACUAGCUCCAUAGAUCACAUGUGUUGGUUAGUCUUUUAUUCAUCAACUUCCUGUCAUGUUAAGAGAAUAUAUAAGGUGAAAAAGCUCAUUUUUUUAAUCCUGGACUUUUUCUUCAACUAAGAUCAAUCAAAACUUUUUUUGUAUGUUAAGUCCAUAUGUAGACACAAAGUUUUAUAUGAUGUCAAUUCACAUAGCAUAAAGGAGUCACCAUUCUCUAGAACUUGCUACUGCAAAACUUAUAUGGCUACAGAAUUUUAAAACUUAUAUUGCAAUAGAAUUUUAAAAUUUCUCAAUGGCCAGCUCCCGAAAGCUAUGAGAAAUUCCCAGUGAAUGUUGUGGAAACCUUCUUUCACUGUUGCCCGGCCCUCAGAAAACAUGAUUAAGUGGAAGGAGAGAUUCUUUUUCUAGGAAAAAUGAGCCUCCUAUUAUUUUGUUUUAUUUUUUCGACACAAACUGUAGAUUUUAGCAGCCCUGGCCCAAAGGAAUUUGAUUACUUUUGUUUUAAACAGUACAAAGGGGACACUAUAAUUAUAAAAACAUCCUUAUUGAUUUUAGUUUUUAAUUUUAUUUCUUUAGAUAAUGUUUUCAGAGUGGUAAAUUGUGUGUGAGCAUUACAAAUGAUGAUUCUUUUAGUGGUUUCUUAGCCUCUCUUACAGCCCAUGGGGAUAGUACUGUACAUCAAUACCUUCAUAUGAAAUUUUUAUAUGCAAUGAAAAUAAAAGCAUGGGUUGAUUCUGCUUA
Molecule: messenger RNA, 7267 nt
Organism: Pteropus alecto (black flying fox)
Lineage: Eukaryota; Metazoa; Chordata; Mammalia; Chiroptera; Pteropodidae
Gene: PDE4D
Product: phosphodiesterase 4D
Exons: 15
Coding region: 744-2780 (678 amino acids)
Biological process (GO): regulation of cardiac muscle cell contraction; signal transduction; cAMP catabolic process
Cellular component (GO): cytosol; perinuclear region of cytoplasm; nucleus
Molecular function (GO): ATPase binding; transmembrane transporter binding; 3',5'-cyclic-AMP phosphodiesterase activity
Source: RefSeq, a predicted model, not a curated record